AAAAUAAAUGCCCGUUCCUCAAGCCAAACGCCACUGAUAUGUCAUUCAACCGUCACGUUUAACAUAACCUCAAUACUUACCAUAACUUUAUUUACAAAAAAUAUAAACAAACAACGUCUUUAAAUUAAAUAUUCAAGUAAUGAAUGAAAAUGCUGCCGUUGAAAACGUUCUUUUAAACCUUUUGGCAGCCGGUGAAACAAAUUACGAAUUCCCAACGUUGCAAAGGGAUGCUGCGGCCCUGGUUGCUAAAAAUUUCACCGAAAUCAUUUACUCCACCUUAAAGCAGAAAAGCGCCUCUAAUUCUAGUAAAAGGAGCAAUUUGUUGAAACUCAUCAACUUAACAUGCCAAACCCCUGAAAUACACUUGUGCAAUGAUCAAUAUAAAUUAUAUCUUCACACAUUUAAAGUAGAAUUAUCUGCUGAGCCAACAAGGAAUUUAGUAGAUAAAAUAAGUAAGGAGCUGAAUGAUAUUCCCUUGGACCUACAAACUGAAGUAUCUGAGUUUUUUAAAAGAAAAAAUGGGAGAAGGCGUAAUGUGGUGCAAAAACAAGAACUUAUAAGGCAAAUGGAUCAGGACAGCUUACCUGAAGGUUUUGGCUCUGGUUACUCAAGAAAUGUUUUAUCAUAUGAAACAAGCCAAAGCCUAGUUAAUGAACUUUUAAAGACAAAACAAUUGGACCAUAAAACAAAAAAAAUUACUUUAAAUACAAACACCGAAGACUAUAGGAAGAAACAAGUUCAGUUCUGUUAUGCCUUAGUAAACCUUAGUAACUCAUACAGUGAAAUAAAGAUUUUACAAGAAGUUUUAGGUAAAAUUGCUGAUUAUCAGUGGCUAGAAAAGUUUGAGUGGCAACUUCUUGAAGAUCUUUGGCUUAAAGGAGAGAAGCGCAAGAGAGGAGACAAGGAGACAAAACAACCCGGAAUGAAGCAGCAGAAACAAGAGAAGCAUUGGAAGAAGAGUCUUUCCGUUCUUCUAAUAUUAUUUUUAUACUACGUUUAUCUACUACGUUUCGUUCUUUUUUUUUACAUUAAUCUUUUAAAGUGUUCGUAA
Anthonomus grandis grandis is the source of this 1051-nucleotide messenger RNA. RefSeq lists its product as uncharacterized. The record is from RefSeq and is a predicted model, not a curated record. The coding region runs from base 140 to 1051 and encodes 303 amino acids. The transcript is spliced from 3 exons. NCBI's taxonomy places the organism in Eukaryota, Metazoa, Arthropoda, Insecta, Coleoptera, Curculionidae.